Molecule: messenger RNA, 1691 nt
Organism: Nylanderia fulva
Lineage: Eukaryota; Metazoa; Arthropoda; Insecta; Hymenoptera; Formicidae
Gene: Arpc2
Product: Actin-related protein 2/3 complex, subunit 2
Biological process (GO): actin filament polymerization; Arp2/3 complex-mediated actin nucleation
Cellular component (GO): Arp2/3 protein complex; actin cytoskeleton
Molecular function (GO): actin filament binding; structural constituent of cytoskeleton
Source: RefSeq, a predicted model, not a curated record
UUUCUAUAUCGCGAAUGACAGUAUUUAUUUUUAAUAAGGCGCGAUAUAGAGACGAAAUUCAUUUCGAGCGCGCGAAUACUCCGCAUUAUUGACCGAGUGACAGCCGGUCUAUUUUAUCGACCAAGUGCGGAGCAUCGAGUCGGUUGCGGAUGACAAAUCCGUCAUCGCGGUCUGUCCACGGUGUGUCCCGGAUUAUCCUUAUCGCGGACGUCUCUUCUGGCAGCAAUCAUGAUCCUGCUGGAGAUACACAACAGGAUACUCGAGGAAACGCUGACGAACAAAAUCAAGAACGCCUUGUCGGGACACAAGCAGGAAUCGACAGAUGUUAUUAUAGCUGAUUUUGAUGGGGUAUUAUUUCACAUUUCAAACUUCAGCGGAGACAAAUCGAAGCUUAGAAUAAGUAUUCUGCUCAAAUUUUAUAAACAGUUGCAAGAGCAUGGUGCGGAUGAAUUGCUCAAACGAGAGUAUGGGACUCAUCUCAUCGCGCCAGAAAGCGGUUACAAUGUAUCAGUGCUCAUAGAUUUAGAAAAGUUACCAGAAGACUGGGAGGGAUUAGUAAAGAAAGUUGCUCUGCUGAAGAGACAUUGCUUUGCCAGUGUCUUUGAGAAGUACUUUGAUUUUCAGGAAGAGUAUUGCGAUUCUCCGGGUAGGCCAGUACAGAAGAGGGCUGUCAUCCAGUAUCGAGAUGAGGAAACAAUGUAUGUAGAGGCCAAAAGCGACAGAGUCACAGUAGUAUUUAGCACAAUAUUCAAGGAUGAGGAUGACAUGGUCAUUGGCAAACUCUUUCUUCAAGAAUUGAAAGAGGGCAGGCGAGCAAGUCACACUGCACCACAAGUUUUAUUCAACCAUCGCGAGCCACCGUUGGAGCUACAAGAUUCUGAAGCGGCAGUUGGAGAUUGCAUUGGCUACAUUACAUUCGUUCUGUUUCCACGUCACACCAAUCGAGAAUCGCGUGAUAACACCAUCGACCUGAUACACAUGUUUAGGAAUUAUCUGCACUAUCAUAUUAAAUGCAGUAAGGUUUACAUUCACUCGAGAAUGCGUACUAAGACGACGGACUUCCUUAAAGUGCUGAACAGAGCGAGAUCUCAGACCAAGAACACUGAGAAGAAGACUAUCACAGGACGAACAUUCAUCAGGAAAGAAUGAGUGUACCGGAGGAGCGAAAGCGUUAACACUUCUUAAGGGGAGAUUAGAGUGCGCGGUUAGAGAAAGUGCGGUGUCGGAAAGGUCUCCUGCAAACAAGAUUUUCCGCGAAGGCAUUCCUUUAUUCGUUCGAGAUAUCGGCGAAUUUAAGUGCUUCGGGGACCUUUGAGUUUCAAUCCGUUUCACAAACAGUGCCCUAUAUUUAGGAAAGAGCGUAGCGUCGCGUUUAAGUGAAGUAAGGAAGCAACGCAGAAUCACACAGUUUCGCGUCGGUUUAGUUAAGCAAUUAUCCGGAAAGAAUAUUCGAAGACACUAUUGUUACAAUCUGUGUACUGGCGGGUUGACAGUUAAUACUAUUACAAAUAUUGCUCGUUACGCAAAACACUUUGUCGAUUUUUACAGUGUGAUUAGAUUGGAAUACAAUACACACACCGCUGAAACUUCAACAAGUUUGGAUUCCAUUAUAUAUUAAGCUGGUUGUUACAAUGAAACAAUUUAUUAUAUGUUACAUUCUCAAUUACACAUUUGGCGCUUUGUCAACCGAA